Messenger RNA from Lasiodiplodia theobromae, 1692 nucleotides. Its product is annotated as Cytochrome p450. Lineage: Eukaryota; Fungi; Ascomycota; Dothideomycetes; Botryosphaeriales; Botryosphaeriaceae. Gene Ontology annotation, molecular function: monooxygenase activity; oxidoreductase activity, acting on paired donors, with incorporation or reduction of molecular oxygen; heme binding. Bases 1 to 1692 code for a protein of 563 amino acids. The transcript has 5 exons. The record is from RefSeq and is a predicted model, not a curated record.
AUGACGGGCAUCAACCUGCAGAGCGUCCCUACGGCAUGCCUGGCGUCAGCCGCGGCAGGAGUAGCCUUCCAUGGUGUCGUGCAGUACAUCGAGCUGGACCUUAUCCUGCUCCACGCGCUUGUGGCUGCAAGCUUCCUGCUGCCAGCUCUGAUCUACAUCGAUAUCAACGUCUACGACUCAACAUUACAAUUCUCGACCCUGAAACUCGCCUGCUUUGCAUUCGGGCUCACGUCAUCCAUCCUCGUUUACCGCGCCUUUUUCCACCGGCUCAAGCGUUUUCCCGGACCGUUCGCCGCCAGAUUGUCCAAGCUCUACGCAGUGUCCCUUUCCACUGGUUUACGCUACAAUAUUGAGUUACAGAAGCUUCACCAAAAGUAUGGCGACGUCGUGCGGACAGGCCCCCGAGAGCUAUCUAUAAUUCGACCCUCUGCCAUCCCCGCCAUUAUUGAGUGCCCGAAGAAUUAUUUCUACCAGCAUACCGACUGGAGAUCCGACCACGUUGGCUUGGCCGAGACCCGGGAUAUCGAGGACCAUCAGCGGAGAAAGCGGGGGUGGGACAGAGCUCUCAACCUUAAAUCAAUUGAGAAAUAUGAAGCUGCAAUCCAGAACGCCAUCUCUGACCUCCUCGAAAUCUUCUCGUCCACCGGGGGUAAGCCUUUUGACGUCACGCAAGGUAUGCUAUGGCUUGCAUACGACGUCAUGGGCAUCGUCGGCUUCAGCCGUGACUUCGGCCAGGUCCGGACACGCGGAGGCGACAAGUCAAUGGCCGCCAUGCGGGAGCAGAUGAAGAUCCUGGGUUUCAUGAAGCACAUCCCGUGGCUAAUCAACGUCAUUUUGAACAUACCCGGAGUUACUGGCAUGAGCGGCUUCCUCAGGAAGUGCCGGCAGCUCGCCGAAGAGAAGCAAAAGACCUGGAACCCCGACGACAAGUCGUCCGCCACACAGGACAUCAUCUCCUGGCUCCUGCACGCCUACGAGACGAAGGCAUCCUACGCACCCCCCACCCUGCAAGCCCUCGACGAAGACACGCGCGUCACCAUCCUCGCCGGCUCCGACACAACCGCCGGCACCCUUGCCAACAUCAUCUACUACCUCACCCUCCACCCACACACCUACACCGCCCUCCAAACGCGCCUCGCCACCCUCUUCCCCGGCGGCGCCCCCACCUUCUCCUACGCGACCCUCGCCCGCAGCGCCCGCGGCAAACCCGCCCUCGCCCUCCUCGACGCCAUCAUCGCCGAAACCCUCCGCCUCAAGCCCGCCAUCCCCUCCGGCAACGGGCGCACCACGCCGCCCCAGGGCGUCGUCCUGCCCGACGGCACGCGGCUGCCGGGCAGCGUCGACGUGUGGAUGCCGCAGUACGUGAUGCAGCGGGACGCGCGGCACUUUGUCGAACCCGAUGCGUUCGUGCCGGAGCGGUGGAUGGAGGGGAGUGGGAAGGAGGGGUGGGUCAAGGAGCGCAGUGCGUGGUGGCCGUUUUAUAGCGGGAUGUAUGCGUGUCCCGGGAAGCAGAUGGCGUACCUCGAGAUGCGGAGUGUGGUUGCGAGGAUGGCGUUGGGGUUUGAUUUGAAGAGGCCGGGGGAGGGGGAGGAGGGAGCGCAGGAUUGGGGGAAGUUUGAGGAGGAGACGUUGGAUACGUUUACGUUGACGGUGGCGCCGUUGAGGUUGUGUUUUGUGGAGAGGGGGGUUUGA